GACGCCGAGAGAGCAGAGCAGGGCAGAUCCAGCCAGCUGCGAGGAGAUGUACUGGCACUUGACUGGAGCCAGUAGAGUAGAGUAGAGUGCAGUAGAGCAGGGCAGUAGAGAAGUAAAGAGUACGCUGUCUCCCUCCUCCCUCCCUUGUCUCUUCUCAGUCCAGUAACAGAGCAGAGCAGAGCGGAGCGGAGCUCUUGCUUACCGGAGAUCCCAAGCAAGCAAUGGCGGGCGGCGGGGGGCGCAGCGGUCGCGGCGGGGAGGAGGAGUACGACUACCUGUUCAAGGUGGUGCUGAUCGGGGACUCCGGCGUGGGGAAGUCCAACCUGCUCUCCCGCUUCACCCGCAACGAGUUCUGCCUCGACUCCAAGUCCACCAUCGGCGUCGAGUUCGCCACCCGCACCCUCCACGUGGAGGGCAAGAUAAUCAAGGCGCAGAUCUGGGACACGGCGGGGCAGGAGCGGUACCGGGCCAUCACGAGCGCCUACUACCGGGGCGCGCUCGGGGCGGUGCUCGUCUACGACGUCACCAAGCCCACCACCUUCGAGAACAUCGCCCGGUGGCUCAAGGAGCUGCGCGACCACGCCGACGCAAACAUCCGCAUCAUGCUCGUCGGCAACAAGACCGACCUCAAGGACCUCCGGGCCGUCGCCACCGACGACGCGGCGGGGUACGCCGAGGCCGAGGGGCUGUCCUACAUCGAGACGUCCGCGCUCGAGGCCAUGAACGUCGAGGAGGCCUUCCAGCUCAUCCUCGGCGACAUCUACCGCACCGUCAGCAAGAAGGCCGUGGCCUCCGAGGAGGACAGGGCAGGGGCCGCUGGGGUCAAGGAAGGUAAGACCAUCAAUGUCGCCGCCGCCGCCGCCGACAAUGGCGGCGAAAAGAAGCAAUGCUGCUCAGCUUAGGAAGGAAGGAUGAUGCCCACCGAAUGUAUGUUAAUUAUGUGAUGGUUGUUUUUGGAGUUUUACAAGCCUUGUUGAUUCAUUUUGUCAGAUAUCCUCCCUACAUUGUUAGACCUGAAACUCACAUAUAUUCAGUUACUUAUAUGAUACUGUAUAUCAAGUUCAUUGGUUUA
Triticum dicoccoides is the source of this 1072-nucleotide messenger RNA. RefSeq names its product ras-related protein RABA2a-like. Lineage: Eukaryota; Viridiplantae; Streptophyta; Magnoliopsida; Poales; Poaceae. The transcript is spliced from 2 exons. The record is from RefSeq and is a predicted model, not a curated record. Gene Ontology annotation, molecular function: GTP binding; GTPase activity. Bases 222 to 902 code for a protein of 226 amino acids.